AUGACAUUGCCAGAAGAAGUUGGUAAAACGCUUGAACAGUUUUAUAUUGAGGAUGGAGUACUGCAUGAAAUUAGUGAAAAAAUACAGGAUGAACUUGUUCAAGGUCUCGAAGGAGGUGCUUCGAAAUCAUCAAUUGCCAUGUUACCUUCUUUCGUCCCUGCUUUACCUGAUGGGAAUGAGAUAGGUAAAUACAUUGCAAUUGACUUGAGUGGGAGGAACUUGCGUAUUAUGUUGCUAACGUUGAAAGGAAGUAACCAAGAACCAGAACAGAUUAACCAUAAUUAUGUUUUCCCAGCUUCUGUUAUGAAAGGAACUGGAGAUCAGCUGUUUACAUUCAUAGUCAAUUGCCUGAUGAAAUUCCUCAACGAAGUAAAUCUAUUAAAUGCUUCACUCCCGGUCGGUUUUGUUUUCUCCUACCCAUGCGAGCUGCUUUCAAUACGCUCAGCGCGGCUGCUUUGGUGGACAAAAGGCUUUGAUAUAAAGGACUGCCUGCAAAAAGAUGUAGUCAAACUUCUGGAAGAAGCUCUCGAAUUAAACAUGCUAACAAAUGUGAAAAUUGAAGUAGUAAUGAAUGACACCGUCGGUCAGUUAGCUGCAACUGCUUACAAAUACGGUCAAGAAUGUGUCGUUGGUGUUGUCAUUGGUUACGGUUGUAAUUCAUCAUACCUGGAAGAUACUGCGAAAAUCAAGAAAUUCAAUGCUGCUGCUUCUGGAUAUAAAUUUGACAAAAUGGUGGUUGUUACUGAGUGGGAAGAAUUUGGUGAAAAGGGUGAAUUAGCAGCUGUUUUAACGCAGUUCGAUCGGGACAUUGAUGAAGUAUCGGUUCAUAAAGGCAAACAAAUGAUUGAUAAACUGACUGGAGCUUUAUACCUCGGCGAAUUGGUACGCCGUAUCCUCAUGCAAUUUACAUUAGAUGGACAAUUGUUUAGUGGAAAAUCUUGUGAAAAACUGGGUGAAGUGGAUUCCUUUCCAACUAAAUACAUUUCUGAAAUUUUGAGAGAUGAAGAAGGGAGUUUUAAAAUUUGUCGACGGAUAUGUGAUGAACUUGAUGCGCCUAGUCACUGUACAGCUGAUUAUGAGAUCAUCCAUGAAGUAUGCCAUGCGGUAUCUCAGAGAUCUGCUGCUAUUGUUGCUGCUGCAAUAGCAGCGUUAUUACGCCACAUUGGUCAAAGUAACAUAAAAGUAGGAGUGGGUGGCGCAUUAGUACAGUUUCAUCCGACCUAUCUCGCAUUACUGGAGAACAAACUGCAUGAUUUGGCUCCUGUGAAUAUCAAGUGGGAACUGGUACCAGCGGAUGAGGGUAGCGCUAAAGGUGCUGCUAUAGUUGCUGCAGUAGCUGAGAAAAUGGGACUUUAA
Brugia malayi is the source of this 1356-nucleotide messenger RNA. RefSeq lists its product as uncharacterized. Gene Ontology annotation, cellular component: cytosol; mitochondrion. Gene Ontology annotation, biological process: intracellular glucose homeostasis; glycolytic process; glucose 6-phosphate metabolic process. Gene Ontology annotation, molecular function: glucokinase activity; fructokinase activity; ATP binding. NCBI's taxonomy places the organism in Eukaryota, Metazoa, Nematoda, Chromadorea, Rhabditida, Onchocercidae. The coding region runs from base 1 to 1356 and encodes 451 amino acids. The transcript is spliced from 11 exons. The record is from RefSeq and is a predicted model, not a curated record.